GGAGUAUGAAAAUAACAACCCUUCGGAAAUACGAAUACACUAAAAAGCUACAAAAAUUAACCACAAGUGCCGAUUUAUAAUUUUCCUUUUUUUUUUUCUUUUGGUGAGAAAAAUUACCAGCUGGAAAAAGAAAAAAAAAAGGAUUUUGGUGUACAAAAUUAUUUUUUUUUUUAUUUUUUAUACUUGUCCAAUUGCAAGCCUGACAUUAUUAACUUGCACAUGUCAUACUCAAAAACCCAUCUUCUCCUUAUGAAAACACUGUAACCAAAGUUAACCAAAAUCAUCAAAUUCAAAGCUUUUUCUUCCCUUUUUCUCUUCUCUUCUUCUUAUCUCUCUCCAAAUUCACUAAUCCCUUUACCAUCUUCACAGCUUUCUGCUUCAUCAGAAGAUUAAUUGGAAAGAGGGUUUUAGUAAUUCAGAGUAAAAUUGGAGAUUUGAAAAGCUUUAGGGGAAAAGGCGGAGGAGAUGGGAGGGGUGACAUCAUCAAUGGCGGCAAAGUUAGCAUUUUUCCCACCGAGCCCACCAACGUAUAAGAUAAUCAAGGAUGAAGAAACUGGGCUGUUGCUCAUGGACCCUUUUCCGCAUAGAGAAAAUGUUGAUAUUUUGAAGCUGCCCACAAGACGAGGGAAUGAAAUUGUGGCAAUUUAUGUGAGGUAUCCAAUGGCUUCAACUACCCUGCUUUAUUCUCAUGGAAAUGCAGCUGAUAUUGGGCAGAUGUAUGAGCUUUUCGUUGAGCUUAGCAUUCAUCUCAGAGUCAAUCUUAUGGGGUAUGCCUAUACUUUUUCACCCACACACUUUGACACUCAAAUGUUGAAUUUCAUUUCCCUGAUUAUAUCUGAAAUUCGAGGUUCUGGAUUUUUCUUUUUUAAUUUUAUUUUUGGGUUGUGGAAGUAGUAUUCUUUUCAGGGGGGAAAGAGAAAUUAUUUUCUUUGUUCGACAAAUUUUUCGGGUGUUUGGAAUGAUGUGGAGUUGUGGAAAUUUGUCCUUAAAAUGUAAACGAUUUUAAUUUCCCAUUUUUUUCUCUGUGGCUGUGGGGCAGAAAAAUAUUCAAUUUGUUUCAAAUUACGUUCAUAUAUUGUUUUAAUUUGAAUUCAAUAUUGGACGUAUGUAAAGAUCAUUCCUUGUUGGAUAGAAAAAUGUGAUACUGACAUUUGUGGUCUCUACGCUUAGUAAGGUUGAGCUUUAUAUGCUGCUCAGCUUCAUCUUGGUUUGUUAGCCUUAAUAAAUUCCUGAAACAUUUGGGUAAUUUUCACAAAUGUAUGAACAAGAUAGCAGAAUAAGAAGAAGUUUUCUGUUUUAUGCUCCUUGACGUUAUUAAACAAUAACUGAAUCUGGAAUUUGAUCUAUAGGUGAUGCGAAGAUUCAGAAGUUUUUCAUAUGAUACAAUCUUCUUUGUUGCUGCAGAAGAAUCUAAUUUCUAUAGUGUUCACUGUUGCUAAUAAUUUGGCAUGUAGUUUGAUAAAUUUACUAAUGAUAAACCGAAAUUCUAUUUACACUUAAACCCACUUGUUGUAUAGAUACGUGAGUAACCUUCCCUUUAAAUAAUAUGAUUGAUGUAAUGAAAAAGACUUUUGCUUGAUGGCUUAAGGAACCUAGGUUGUAUUAGAAAAACGAGGAUAUUCUUGGAUUUCCUUGUUCUUUAAUAAUCAAGUGUCACUGAACUGAUCAUUCAUAUUCUCCUAGUAUGUAUUUAAUAUUUGGGGAAUAACUUAUAUAUAUCUUUUCAUUGAUCUGAAUAACAUGUUAAACUUAUGCAGGUACGAUUACUCUGGCUAUGGGCAGUCAACUGGAAAGCCAAGUGAACACAAUACAUAUGCAGAUAUAGAGGCUGCUUAUAAGUGUCUUGAAGAGAGCUAUGGUGCUAAACAGGAAGACAUUAUCCUUUACGGCCAAUCUGUUGGAAGCGGUCCUACGUCGGAUCUUGCUGCACGUUUACUACAACUUAGGGCUGUUGUUCUUCAUAGCCCUAUCUUGUCCGGCUUGAGAGUUAUGUACCCGGUGAAACGUACGUACUGGUUUGAUAUAUACAAGAAUAUUGACAAAAUCCCAUUGGUGAAAUGUCCUGUUCUGGUCAUUCAUGGCACUGCUGAUGAAGUUGUAGACUGCUCUCAUGGAAAACAGCUCUGGGAACUUUGCCAGCAAAAGUAUGAGCCACUAUGGCUAAAAGGAGGAAGUCACUGUAACCUGGAACUAUAUCCGGAAUAUAUCAGGCAUCUAAAGAAGUUUGUAACUUAUGUUGAAAAACCUUCCACAAGGAAUAUAAAAAGAAGUAUAGACAAGCCUGAGCACUCGAGGAAGAGCAAUUUUCUCGGGGCUCCAAGGAGAAGCGUGGAUCAUCGAAGGGAGAAACCCAGACGAAGUGUAGACAAGCCGGAAAAAUUACAUUUCUUUGAAAGCAAGUACACAAAUGAUGACAAGUUGGCGAAGUUGAGAAUACCCUUUGAACACAUGGAGAGAUCACGGAGGAGCGUGGAGUAUCACGAUAAAUGUCAUCCCUCGGAGUAUCAUGACAAGUCUCGGAUGAGCGUCGAUGUACAGCUUGAGAGACCAAGGAAGAGUGUAGAUUGGUUAGAAAGGAUAGGAUCUGGGUGAGAGUCUCUUUGAUGGGAUGGUUGGGAAUGGGAACUGGGAAUAAUGAGGCAUGAAUGUAGGAAAUUAAUGUAUUUUUUGUGUGUGUUCUUUUUUGUGUUCACUUAUUUGGUGCUUGUAUACAUAGACAAUGUAAAAGUUCAAAAAAUUAUGUGUUGCUUCGGAUCAAGUCCAGUG
This is a messenger RNA of Oldenlandia corymbosa var. corymbosa, 2766 nucleotides long. The record is from the annotation of a GenBank genome assembly. NCBI's taxonomy places the organism in Eukaryota, Viridiplantae, Streptophyta, Magnoliopsida, Gentianales, Rubiaceae.